Messenger RNA from Drosophila albomicans, 3978 nucleotides. Its product is annotated as leucine-rich repeat-containing protein 15. Gene Ontology annotation, molecular function: protein binding. The transcript has 15 exons. Bases 501 to 2807 code for a protein of 768 amino acids. The record is from RefSeq and is a predicted model, not a curated record. NCBI's taxonomy places the organism in Eukaryota, Metazoa, Arthropoda, Insecta, Diptera, Drosophilidae.
UGGCUGUCGUUCGUUUCUGGUUCUUGGGAGUCGCGUCUUUUUUGGCCUCUAGUGUUGAGAGCGGGGCUUUUAAAAUCGAAUGUGUCCAGGACACAGACAAGAAAAGGGAAUUCUUUGUGAAUUUAUUGAAUAAAGUGUGAAUACUAUAUGUGAAUAGUUGGUGACAUCGUUCAGACGUUGAGUGUGUGUGAGCGUGUGUGCAUUGAGGUUGCUUUAGAACCCUAUUUAAUUGGGGAUGCCAACAACUGAUUUGAAUAUUUGCACAAGCAACUAGAUUAGAUACGCUGAGAGUGUGAGCGUGAAGUGCGAGUUUGUUUGAAUCGUGAGUGUACGUGUUUCUCUCUGCCAUGAUUUACAGCAGCCUGCCGCAAGGAGGCAUAAUGUAAACUGACAUUUUUCGUAAUUUUUCGAUUUACAUGCCGUUGCACAUAAGAAUUAAGUUAUUUGAGCGACAAUAAUACAAAAGCAAAAAUCGAGAAUUGUGUGUUACCAUAGCAAAGAUGCUGUUAAAGUGGCUGCUGUUCAGCCUGUGCAUAAUGCCGGCCCUGUUCAGCAAUACGAGAAGGAAAUGUCCCGUCGAAUGCAGUUGUAGCCUCGAUGAUUUGGAUCGCUUUCAGGCCAUUUGUACCAAAGGCGGACUAAGCUCUUUAUCUGCCAAUCAGCUGGAUGUCGAUGUGAAGGUAAUCAUUGUGCGUGGACCGCGUAACUCGAUAACCAUUGGACCGGCAAUGCGUCAGUUUACGCAAUUGCAAGUGCUGCGCAUUACGGACUCCAAUCUGCCGGCAAUUGGGGCCGAGUCCUUGUGGGGUCUCAAACAUCUCUGCAUAUUAGAUCUAUCGAAGAACAACAUCACAAACAUCACGGAGAAUAACUUUCGGGGCCAGGAUAAUCUAUUGGAAUUGGAUUUAUCGAAAAAUAAAAUACUACGCAUGGCGAGUUCAACAUUUCGACAUCUGACGGAUCUGCGACGUCUUAAUUUGGCCGAUAACUCAAUCGUGGAGCUUGUGCAGCGCAACUUCUUCAUGCUGAGCAAACUCAAGUACCUGGACUUGAGCGGAAAUCCGUUGCAGGAUUUACAGCCGGAUGUGUUUCGCGAUGUGACCGAGUUGAAAGUACUGAAAUGCCGCAAUUGCCAGCUGAAAAAAAUCAAUCCGCAAUUGUACAAUUUAUUGCCGCAUUUAAGCGAAUUGGAUUUGGGACGCAACGAGUUCAAAUUCCUUGACAAGGAUGAAUUUCACGAUGUGAAGCAUCUCACAAAAGUUUUACUCGAUGGCAAUCAAUUGUCUGUGGUCGUCGACCAACUCUUUCGCAUGCAGAAAAGUCUUAAUCACUUGGAUUUAUCGUACAAUCGUCUGGCCAAAGUGCCGAAUGAUUCGUUUCUUCAGUUGACCAAUCUAACAUUUCUGGAUCUGUCCUACAACAAAUUGGUGCGCCUCGAACCGCAAUCGGUCCGCAGCUUAAGCAAUUUGCGAGUCUUGAAUAUCAGCGGCAAUGUUCUGAUGGACUUAAGGGAAAUGCACGAGACAUUUGAGCUUAUACCAGACUUAACGCACUUGGCUGUUGCUGACAUGGGCCAGUUGCCCGUUGGCUUGUUGACGCCCUUUAGGCAAUUGCGCUAUUUGAAUAUCUCGGGUAAUUCAUUGGAUAACAUGGCAUUGCAAGUUAUCGAUCCAUGCCGAGAGCUGGAGUAUUUGGAUUUGUCUCGCAAUCAGUUGUAUGGCAUCAAUGCCGAUACGGCAAUGCGUAUUCAGGGUAUACGCAAUGUAAGACUGGACAACAAUCCGUUGAUAUGCGACGAGUGUCAUAUGGGAAAAUUAAUAAAUGUGGUGCGACAACUGCAAUGGAAAUGGGAUACGUAUCCCAUUUGCUUUUUGCCCAAAAGUUUGCGUGGCGCUGAAAUAAUUAAUUUGGACAUUGGCGGGCUUCACACGUGCCUCGAUUACAUCAGCGACGAGGAGCAAAAUGCUGCGAGCACUUCAUAUAAUUUUCUUGAGCAUGGUGGUCUUAAUACUUUGGCUAUAUUGGGCGGCAUUAUCUUUGUGCUAAUUGCUGUCAUCAUAUUGUCACUUGUUGCCUGCUUCUCCAAGAACCGAGCACGCUACUACACGAGAGAGGAUCAUUUGACUGGCAGCGAUAGCAAAUGUUUGGAAAAGAAUUUGGAGGCAACCACAAUAACAACUUUGGGCAACGGCAGCUCACCGACAACGACAACCACACUGACACUGGCCACAUCGCCAGCAGCGGCAGCAGGAACAACAACGUCUACAAACGGUCAUGUGCAGAGUCCUGCCAAUGGCAAUACGCCAGCACACAAGACGCACGAUGGAGGCAAGGAAAUCAACUUUACCUUUCCCAUUGACGAUCGCGUUUGCACUAUCGAUGAACUCGUAUUACCAGCAUCAGCAUCGCCAGCCAUUGCUCAAGUGCAUGCAACUACACAUCCAAGCAUGGGCAGUCUAUUGUAUAGCGUGGCACAGCCGAAUGUGGUGGGCGGAAGCAUGGGCGGAACAGCCACAGUGUUGGCCGCUGCAUCGGCUGCGGCAACUGUGAUUCCUCCCGGUGCACCCUCGCCGAUGCCAGCGCCCGCGCCCGCUGAGGCUGUGGUUGUGGUGCUGCCACCACCGCCGCCGCCACAGUUGCCGCAUCAACAACACCAACAUCAUCAUCAUCAUCAUCCACAGCUUGCACAACUUCCACAACAUCCUCCUCAGCAUCAACAGAUGGGCAGCUUGGCCAGCCUGCGCGAGGUGCAGCAGCAGCUGGUGCAUUUGAGCAGCACGCUCGAGCCGCUGGUCAGCGUUAACUGACCCAGGGGCUUAGCAGCAGUUGCCGAUACCGAUGCGGCGGCAACAGCAACAACAGCAACAGCAACAGCAACAGCAACGAGUAAGUUUGCCAAGCAAACAGCAGUGAGUACGACAGCAACGUAAGCUCACACAAACACACACCGAAGUUGUGUAACAACGAGAGAGACUUUGGCAAACGGAGACGUAUAAUUAAUGACAAUGCGGUCGUAUGUAGUAGUAAAAAGCAAGCAUUGUUUUUUCUUUAGGUGGGGUCAAAUUGAAGUGAAGUAAUUAGGAUUUGAGUUUGCAAUUAGGUUCAUUUAUCAGCGACGACGAAUGUGCUACCAAAGUAAGCUCCUCCCACGGCAUAAAUAACGAAAAAUAAUGCGGAUUUCAACUGCAUCCAGUUCAUCGAUUAUGUUAGGGUAGAAUAUAUUUUUGGUAUCACUACGAGGCGUCGUCAUCGCAUUUCUACUUCCUGAGCAUACUGCCAUUUUCUUGUGCAUUGCGCAUACGCAGCGUAUUACCAGCGUUUCAUUACGUAUAUUUGUAGUUUUAUUUUGUACGACUCUGCAACUAUGUAUGUGUGUGUAUAUAUAUGAAUUGUGUUUGUGAACUUGAUUGCACACAAUUGCAAUUAAAUUAAAUUUAUGGACGAACAAGAAAAACAAAGCGGUUAGGGCAUUAACAUUUGUAAGUAAAAUAAAUAAACGAAAAGGAAACUACAGCACAUUUUAAAUGUGAUAACAUUUUUGUAAAUAAAAAAACGAAAUUUGAAAAAACAAAUAUUAAAAGUUUACAUAAAUAAAACGAAAUUGUACAUUUGGAAAAUUGCGAAUUGGAAAUUGAGCAGCCGCUGUUUUGUUUAGCGAUUAAAAGAAAAUAAUUAUAAAUUUAAGCAUAACUUAUACGAGACAAGUAUAAAUUAGCACAUAGUUAGUUGGUUAGAUUUUAAACACAUCUAAAUUUAAAACAUUUAAGCCUAAACUUAAGGAAAUAGUAUGUCAAAAACCAACCAACUAAAUUUAGAUAUUAACGAAUAUAAAAGAAAAACAAAAACAAUCACAAUUGAAACCCAACCAGAAAGCCCAAACGAUAACUUUUGUUCUCUAACCUUUCACUCUUUGUAUAAACUUAAGAGCAUUUUGAUUUCAUUUUUAUAACAAUGGCAAAUAAAUAAGCAAACGAACAA